This is a messenger RNA of Anolis carolinensis (green anole), 8404 nucleotides long. RefSeq names its product KLF transcription factor 13 (gene klf13). Gene Ontology annotation, molecular function: RNA polymerase II cis-regulatory region sequence-specific DNA binding; DNA-binding transcription factor activity, RNA polymerase II-specific. Gene Ontology annotation, biological process: regulation of transcription by RNA polymerase II. The transcript has 2 exons. The record is from RefSeq and is a predicted model, not a curated record. NCBI's taxonomy places the organism in Eukaryota, Metazoa, Chordata, Lepidosauria, Squamata, Anolidae. The coding region runs from base 936 to 1754 and encodes 272 amino acids.
AGACUUUGCGAGACAUUCCUAGCUUGGUGUUAUGAGGGUAUUUCAACCUUUGGGCCAGCAAAAUUGCCCCAAAGCCAGACAACAGAAUCGCGAGCAGGAGGACAAUGUGUGCUGGGCUUUUCGAAAGCUUUUCGAAAGCUCUGCAUUGCCACAGCCGGAGGAAAAAGCAGCCACUUUCCGUAAGGCGAUGUUUUCUCUUGCAUAAGACGAAUCUUGACUUUCUUGCCUCCUCUUGAGUCAUACGGGGGGAAAAGAACACCAAGAAAUUCAUUAGCCCAGGGAAAUGUGCAAAUGAGGCUCUUGUUGUUUUGAUUGGCCUGGCUCAAGCCAAUGGGUUGCUUCCUUUCGUUUGACUUGCCGUUCUGCUCCUGCCAAGCUCAAGCUCACAGCCACACCGCUCUGCUGUGCGUGGCGGCCACCACGGCCCUGGUUCUCUCCACUCGCUCGGUCUCUCUCCGUCUGCUUCAGUGCAAACAGCUGCCUGAACAGCAGCAGCAGAAACAACGGCUGAAGCCUCUGUUCGUUCCUCCGUUGACUUGCUAAACCUGAUGAGAGCAGCUUCUUCUCUGUGACAUCAGGGCCAGAUGUUUGGCACGGCCCCAUCUCCGGGGGUCUGAAGAAAUCCAAAGCGCCAUAACGGGGCCAGCUCAGAAUGCAAUGGAAAGGCUGAAGGACCGGACGACUUGUUACCGUGGACAGCUGCUGCCGUUGAUCCUCUUUCCAAAGAUGGUGAACUGUUCUGGAUCAGGGCUCCUCGUGCUCUCGGCUCUCCCCUCUUAAGGGUGUGACCGUGGCACUCACCGUGUUUUCUUCUGGGCUCUGAGAAAACGGAAAUCAUCACAUUUGGGUUUUUAUUUACGUACAUAUUUUUAAAGUUCUCACACAAGCAGGGAAGGUUGCCACUGGUUUCUGUUCCUCAGAAAAGUCUGGGGAAAAUGGCAACCGCUGCCUACAUUGCCGCCGAGUGCCUUGUCUCGAUGUCCAGCCGUGCGAUCGUCCAUGGUCCUGCCGGGGUCACCGUACCGUCUCCGGUCGUCCCGGAGAGAGCGGAGAAAUACGAACUGAUGGAGACUGAGAGGGAAAAUGGAGACGGGUCCUCGGAUUAUCUCGUGGCCAGUGUUCUGGCAGGCUUCAACCGGUACCUUCCCAAAGCUUCCUCAUUUCCGAAACCAGAGACCGUGGUCCGAGGGGAGUCCCCGAACGCAUCUCUUCCUGGGAAGGAGCUUUUGGGGGAAGGAGGCCUCUUGCCGGCCGGCAAACAUGGCGGAGGCACAACAGCAGCCACACCUACCCGGCUGGCAGCGGCGGCGAGUGAGCCGAGCCCCAAACAAAGGAGCAGGAAAGGCAGAUGUCGGCCUGACCCCGGAUUACCUCUGAAAAAGCACAAAUGCCACUACGCGGGUUGCGAAAAGGUUUACGGCAAGUCGUCCCACCUGAAGGCUCACCUUAGGACCCACACAGGGGAGAGGCCUUUCGAAUGCCGCUGGGAGGAAUGCAACAAAAAGUUUGCCCGUUCAGAUGAGCUGGCCCGGCAUUUCCGCACCCACACCGGGGAGAAGAAGUUUGGCUGCCCGCUCUGCGAGAAGCGCUUCAUGCGCAGCGACCACCUGACGAAGCACGCCCGCCGGCACGCCAACUUCCACCCGAGCAUGCUCAAGCGGAGGGGCGGGAGCGGCUCCAGGACCGGGUCUGUGAGUGACUACAGCCGCUCGGACGCCUCCAGCCCCACCACCAGCCCCGCCAGCUCCCCCUGAGACCCCUGCACUGGAUGCUCGCACUUUGGCCCCUUCUUGUUGUACCCAAUUCUAGGAUUUGGAGUUAUUUGCAUUGCACACUUUGCUUCCCAUUUCCUUGGAAAGACUCUCCCAUGUCCCUUCCCCCAAAAUGGAGGUCGUUUUCCCUCUCUGGAACUCUGGAGAAGAAAAUAUUCAACAGAGCUGAAUUGGCCUCCUAUGACGUACAGUAGGACCCAUGUAACCGCGGACCCCAUAUCUGCAUUUUCCUCUAGGGAAAUAUUUUCGUUGUGUGAUUCUGUGAUGUGCUUCCCCAGAAGUUAUGAAAGAUUUGCUCUGAAGGACGUAAUUAAUUUCUAGAGCGGUAUUGCAAUGGUAUUCUGGGAUGAGAAGUCCACCAAUUUAAUGGCAUUCGCUUUUAUCCAAGGUCUCUAGAGCCUCCAAUGUAACUAUGAGACUAGAGGUCAGGUAAUUUAAUGGCGUUUGCUCAUAUCUGCGGUCUCAGGUAACGGUGGUCCAGCUGAAACGCAAGCCUUGCAGAUACAGAGGGGUCUUACUGGUCCUACACUGAAGGGCCUCUGCUCUGUCUCCCGGUCAAGAUCUUCUCUUGCCGUCCUCUUCCUUCAAAGCCUUAAGAAGAUGCUCCUGUUGCCAGGUUUUUAAAUCUAUUUUUAAAGAAGAUUUUCACUCAGGUGUCAAUGCCUUUUUUGUAGGAAGUGAUUGCAAAACAGGAAUGCCUGUACAGCUUCAUUCAACCAGGUUGGACUGUAAAAAAGACAAAAACAGACCCACCACCUUCUCCUCUCAUCUUUCUCAGGGAUAUGUAUUUAUGUUGUUCGGUUAAGUACAAUGAAGACGCACUCUCCUCUCGCAGCCUCGCUUUCUAAAGAUGUUUGCACUCAGAACAGUGGUGCCGAGUGUUGUUUUCACAGCACACCCCAAAGCGGAAACCAAGGCUGAACUUGGCAGUCAGGUGCUGUGGCUUCAUGGCUGGUAAAUACGCUUGGAGACCUUGGACCGAAUCUAUGGAGGUCACCCUACCAUUCUCCUUCAGUCAUUCUCAUUUUCACUUUGGGUCACUUCACACUGAGAUGCUUCUAUCAACACCAGCUUCCUGUUGCAACAAAAAUUGUCUACAAAGUUUGAUACUUUUAUAUAUAUCUAUUUCUAUAUAUCUAUAUUAAAAUGGACUUGAUUGGGGAAGGUGAAAACCACCACUGCAGUGAACUAGAGGCCUUAAUCAGUUCCCUUCCCUCAUAAAAGUUAGGGAAAUGUUCUUAGACCGGUGAAUAACUGAGUCAUGAAAUACAAGAUGCCUGGGUUGUGCUUUCGAGGCAUUGUGUCCACCUUCAUCAAUAUGUGCUGGACAACAAAACUCAUCAUCUCUGGCCAAAGGUUCAAUGCUCACAUUGGUCAUUGGGAAAGAUGGGAGAUGUGGUCCAACACAUCUGGGAGAAGGUGACCUUACAACUUGUAAUCCUUUGGGAAGUCCUCCUCAAGGAGCUUCUCUUGGAGGACUACAUCUCUCUCCAUUCUCCUGUGCUUCUGGUCUGCAUGCCUGUUGUGUGACUAACAGGACAGGGAUGCAGAUGGUAUCCACUUGAACCCUUUUCUGUUUCAAAGGUCCAGAGAAACCAUGUGUCCCAAAUUCAUCCAAACUUUAUCAAGAAGGUACUUGUCUACUAUCAUAACUCUUGAUUCCAAGAGUUGUUUUGGAACAAAAACAUGUUGUUUUGCCCCAGAACACUUCCAUAUGCUGCUGCCUUGUAGUUAGGAUGCUCUUGCCAGUAAUGAGAUGAAGCCUAGAACAUGGAAUAGAAAACAAGUGUGCAAACCUUGCAUCUAGAAAGUGUUACAACCAGAGUGUUCUAACUCAACGGCACUUCACUUUUCUCCAGUAUCUGUAGCAUUGUGAAAACCUUCUUCCCAACUAGCAAGACCAUGGCUCCCAGAUGGACUUCCCAUUGCCUUGUCCAUCUCAGGGCUAAGAGUCCCCCAGUAGCUUCCUCAUCUACAGUAGGACCAGCCAACUCUUGUUUACAUCCUACAGUGGCUACUAUAUAUAUAUAGGGUGACUAAUUCAAAAAUAAACACCUUGACCCAACAAAAGAGAUCUCUGAGAAGCCUUUCACAUGCAUUAUUAGAGUUGCCAGGCAUCUUAUUAUAUGGGACAGACCUUACUUGAAAGCUUGCAGGUUUUCUCUAUGGAGUUGCAUCCUUGCGCAACUCAAGCAUCUUUUGAGGUAUACUCAUACUGAAAGCUUGCUAUUCGCAUACAACUGGAUUGGCUCUGAGGUCUAGAAGAGAAAUAAUAUUGGGAAGACUACACACAGAGGCUCUUCUCCAAUAUCUAGCUAAGCCAACAACAAUAACAAGGUCCCUCUCUCGCAUAUAUACAUGGGGAGGGGAGAUAUAGGAAGAUAUGUCUAUAUAUGAAUCAGGGCAAACUUAUUAUUGUUGGCUUGGCUUGUUCCAAUGCUGUAUAUUAAACAUUCAGGUGCUCUUUUUAGUGAUCCUAUUUUUUUCCUAUUACUGUAAAUAUCAAUGCAGUUGACUGUAGCACAAGGAAACAAAUUCCACUACGAGUGUUUACGAAAGGUAUAAUCCUCUCCGCAAAUCCUCUCUUACAUUCCAAAGUGUCUUGAGCAAGAGCUUCCUUCUUGCUUUGCAAUAAAUCCGUUUUUCCGGGUCAUUAAAAAACAAAACAAAACAGAAGACAGAAAUGUACUGUACUUUAACUGUCAGAGGAAAAUGAUAUAUCAUAACUUAAGCAAUUUCUUGGCACAUGCAAAAAUUGUUCUUAAGUAUCUUGCAUUCUUUCCAUUGCCAGGGACAAUGUCUAGAAUCCUUGCGUCUAUAUCAGGGGACUUAAUGUUGGAAAGUUUUGUGAUGUUCAUAUUUUGCAGAAAGCUUCUGUUAUGUUACUACAAACUUCUCCUUACUCAAUGGAACCAAUGCACAACAGUCCCAAUGCGCAUCCCUCCCAAAGCACAUCAUAUCGGCACUCUUGCUAGCGUCCUGUAACGCAUCUCUGCAAAUCACCAACAGGAUUCCUUAGUGUCUCUUUUAUGUAGCUAAGUAUACAUAAAGUCACAUAUCGUAGAUUAUGAGAUCUGAUUCCGGGAUAUAUAAACAAAGGUCACACUCUAUAAUUUCAGUAUUUUAUGGGCACUGGCUUCAGAAGUUCAUGUUUGGGCUAAGCAAGGAAUCAUCAUUGAGCUACCACGAAUUGGUUGCACAUUUGUUUGUUUCACAUAACAAGUUGCCACAAACUCUGUACAUUCAGGAAAAGGCACAAUGUUGUUUAUAGAGUCACGGCUGCAAUAUCUGUGGCAGCCUUGAACAAGACCAGCCAUGCGUAUCAGUUCUCAGAGGCAAAGUACUUUCUCACUCAGAGGCAAAAAAUCUAAAAGCCAAGUCGAUUUGGUAGGUUUUCACUGUAGCUACUUGAGAUGCCUUCAGAAUAGCCAAGAGAAACUAUUAAUUGCCUACAACGUGGCAUAAACAACAGGAAUAUAUACCUAGCAGUAGGGACUGAAUUAUGAUUAGAUAGGAAUGAAUAGUUAGACAGUAGGUGGGAUAUAAGGGACUAUAACAUCUAAUAUAACCAAUAAAAUUACUUAAGAGAACAUUAUCCUCUCUCCAAGAGAACUAUACUUUUCUUCUUUUUCCCAGUAGCGAAUGGUACUAUGCCUUAGAAAUUUCAAGUAAGCAUUGCCCCACAAACACUAGCAGAAACCAUACCGACUGCUUAUGGGGACGGGUCCUUUGGAGGCACCUGCCUUCCUGUGGUCCAAAAUAUACCAAAGACGUGAGGAUGGCGCAAGUUCAGAGUAGCUAGCCCUGAGUGAUUCCAGAUCUUGGUUGACUUGAGUCAUUCCAAUGUCAUUCGCUUAGACCCAGAGCUUGAAAAGGCCACUUUUUGGAACUGGCCGCUGGACUACGAUUGUUUCCCAAGCUCUACUUGGAGUGAGCAAGACCAUGGGUCCACUUAGGCUAGCCUUACUUGAUGCCAGUUGGCCGUGGGAGUGACACCAGAUCUUUCCCAACCAGGGAUGCCAUAGACUGGAUAGAAAUGAAGGAUGACUGCUAUCCUAUGGGAAGGGGAGGCUAUCUUUAAAUAUCUGAAGGGAUGGAGCCAGGUUGGGUGUCCUGUUGCUCCAGAAACUAGAACACAAAUGAAUGGAUUCAAAUUACAAGAAAAGAGAUUUGACUUAAACAUUUGUAGCUAUCCAACUGUCAAAGAGACUUCUCUGAAGGUCGAUGGGCUCUCCAUACUUUGAGGUUUUUGUGGAGAGUAUUUAGGCGUGCUUUUGUUGUGUAGCACUAAAGCGGCUUGAGCGAGUCGGCCUUUGCUGUACCUUCCAACCCUGCGAUUCUCCGAUCCCCAAACCGACUUUACAACCUCAUAAUUUCAAUGUAAUAUAAAAGGGCAAAUGGGUAUGGAAGCCUCGCUUUGCAAACAGAAAGGGGAAUACUGCUAUGUCUAUUUAUUUGGAACGAACGUUGCUAUUUUGAAAUGUGGAGGAAGUGUGAACAAUGCUUCUGAUGUGCCUCAGUAGAUUUGAAGAAACAAUGUGCUUUCUUUCCAGUUUCAUACAGGAUACUAAGCAUAUUCAAACACACUCAGGGUUUGCUAAUUGCAGUCUCCUGUCUGGCAACAAGAGAGAAUGGCAAAACCUCAUUGUAGCCUUGUUUGCGAUGGUUUGACAAAUGAUGAUUGGGCUAAAAUGCCUUCAAUUUGAUUAGAAGUUGUGUUUUAGAUGUAUAAAUGAGAGGGGGGGGGGGGUGUUCCUGCCAGCCAGACACAAGAGCAGAUGUAUUUGUUUUCCUGGGCAUCCCACUUUCUACCCCAGACUAUUCUAUUGUAUGUAGCAGUUAUCUGUAAAGUUGUCAAGACUUGUUGUGUAAAAAAUGUUAAAGCAUUAAUCUCCAAGGGAUUUCAAGCUUCCUUGGUUCUGUCAGCCCUAAAGCACACAUGCAAAACAUUUUGCCCACUGGAGAAAAACGGGUCAACGACUGUGGCAACUAGGUCCAAUUUCUAUGACCCACUCCAAAGGAUAAGUCUGGGAAUUGUCAUGGAUGAGGUGUCUUAUCUCCACACUGUUCAUUUUACAAUCGUUCCCAUACGGACACAACCUAUGGCAUACAGACCAUUCUGCACAUUAGUCUUCCUAAGCAAACCAUCUCCCAAGGCUGGCCAAGACCAAAAGGUCUACAGAAGGAUAAUAGAGAGAGCACCAGGGAGUUAAGAGAAGAUCCUGCCUCAUGUUGAGAGGAGGUCUCCAGAAGAUCUCAGCAUGGAUUUGAGCAGGAUAAGGUUUCACAGCCAUAAUUUUGGAUGGACAGGCAGCCACAAGUGCGUUGUGUCCUCCUUGCAAUUUUCCCCAAGUCAGCCACAGUUUCUGAACUAAGCCUGGUCUCUUAACCCUGAGGUUCCAGCCCUUGUCAAGUUUUGAGGAAAGAAAGAAAUGGUCACAAAUAUGGUGGCGAAUCUUGGCACAUUGGGAGGGGAAAGAUUUACCGAUUUCCAUACUAGAAGCACUGAUCCGUAGGACAACUCUGUGUAUUUAUUUCAUGGCCAUGAAUAGAAGGCCUGAUUUUGAAAAAUUGACCGAAACUUCACUGAACUUCUAAGAAGCCAAGCAUGCCUCUGUUGACUUGGUAAUGGCCUACAUCAGUGGUUCUCAACCUGGGGUCCCCAGAUGUUUUUGGCCUACAACUCCCAGAAAUCCCAGCCAUUUACCAGCUGUUGGGAUUUCGGGGAGUUGAAGGCCAAAAACAUCUGGGGACCCCAGGUUGAGAACCACUGACCUGCAUGUUAUUACACUUAAUGCAUGUGAUACCACCCAUGCGUGGACCUUACUGCCACAUCUCAGAAAGUACCUCACCACCAGCACUAGACCCACAACACAUGGGGCACAAACGCACCAGCAUUGUCACCUUCCAGAACCAUCUGAAAGGAAAGAGAGCACAUUCAUGGGUUCAACCAUUGGUUAUUUGUUUAGCUUUGAAGAUUGACUAAUGUGUCCUUUUCCCACCUCAACCUCCUUCACCUCCUCCAUCCUUGCAAUAGACUCAGGUUUGGAGUUGCCAGCAAUACUAUGGAGUCAAGAGGGAAGCAUUAGAGAACUUUCCUAAGUGCCGCAAACACAAUGUGUUGACCAUUCUUAACUCCCAUUUCUCUUGAAACUAUACCUAGUAUACUGUGUAUAAUUACUUGCGUGGACAUAUAUAAUAGACUGUUAUAGGGACGUAUAUCUUUUCUCUGUGUGAGUACAUGAAUGAAAGUAUGUGGAUAUUAUACCUGUUUACACACUUAUCCUCAAUUUGGGACAAAAGAUGACAGUCCUGAUCACUGUUUCCCCUCAUCCGUUUUCUCAACAGCACUUCAUUGCUUCCAAGGGUCACUUUUUGGGAUUUUUUUUCACAAAAAAAAAUCACUACAUUGAAGUAUUGCAGUUGUACAUACAGCCGUAUGCUGGUCUUUGUUUGCUCUGCUGUCGUCUUUUUUAAAAAUUACUUUUUUUUGUACUGCAUUGAUUUAUAUAUUGUGACAAUGUUCCUAUGCAACAAACGGAAAAGGCAGACAGCAAACAGAUGUCAGAUGUCAACUUAUAUGCAUGAUCAGCGAUGUUUGCAUUGCUAAAUAAAAGCGAUGAUUGAGAAAA